This is a messenger RNA of Panonychus citri (citrus red mite), 1898 nucleotides long. RefSeq names its product general transcription factor IIH subunit 3-like (gene Tfb4). The record is from RefSeq and is a predicted model, not a curated record. NCBI's taxonomy places the organism in Eukaryota, Metazoa, Arthropoda, Arachnida, Trombidiformes, Tetranychidae. Gene Ontology annotation, cellular component: transcription factor TFIIH core complex; transcription factor TFIIH holo complex. Gene Ontology annotation, biological process: regulation of DNA-templated transcription; nucleotide-excision repair. The transcript has 2 exons. Bases 58 to 1020 code for a protein of 320 amino acids.
UUUCCAUAUGAUUUUGUGAGUCCCAAAUUGUUAUUUUCUAAUUACUUUGAAUUAACUAUGGAAGUUGUUGAAAUAGAAAAGCAAAAAAGGACUCAUCUUAUUAUUAUCAUUGAUCUAUCACCUAAUCUGUACCUUCUACAACGUAAUGAUUCCUCUUAUGAGAUUUGGUUAAACUCGUUGAUCUCAUUUUGUAAUAUUCACUUGUUGAUGAACAAUGAAAAUAUGCUUCAUGUUAUUGGAUCACAUUGUAAUGGGAAUACGGUUCUUUAUCCAAUCGAAAAUGAUGAUUCAAGUGACCUGAAAGGACCGACAAAUGGUCAAUAUGAGCUGUUCUCGAUUCUCUCAAAAACUAUUCAUAGUCAGAUAAAGAAAGUUGUUCGACAAUGUAGAUCUUUACUGGAGGAAAUUCAUCAAUCUAGAAAUGGUGAUUUGAUUAAACCUCAGCCAUUGAUUUCUGGUGCUUUGGCCAUGGGAAUGUGUUGUAUUCAAAGACACAAGGCUGAUGUUGACUCUUCCAGAAUGGCUGUUAUUGCUGCUAGUAAUUACGAUUCAACCGCUUUCACCUCACAGUAUAUGAAUUUCAUGAAUGUUUAUUUCACCGCUCAAAAAUUGGGAAUUAUCAUUGAUUCGUGUGUCCUCUCACCCGAUGAACCAGAAGAUGUGAAACACAUUAUCGCAAGUAAAAUUCCCAUGUCGAUAUUUCAACAAGGCUGCGAUCUAACCAAUGGAAUUUAUUUAAGAGUCGCCAAUGUUAAUGCUUUUUUGGAAUACUUGAUAUGGGCAAUGUUACCUGACUCAGAAAUUAGGAAAAAAUUGGUUCUUCCUUCACAGAAAAAGGUUUCAUACAAAGCGGCCUGUUUUUGUCAUCGAAAUCUAGUGGACAUUGGUUAUGUUUGUUCCGUUUGUUUAUCAAUAUUUUGCUCAUUCUCACCAAUUUGCUCAACCUGUAAUACCGUAUUCAAGCUUGGUCCACUUCCGACCGGAGUGAAAAUGAAAAGAAAACAAGCAAAAGCCAAGUAAAAUGUAAUCACUCAUCAAAUUCAAUUUAUUCUUCCUCAUCCUUUAUCCAUCCAUCGAACUGUGCUAACAAUAUAUCAUCGUAAUCAUCAAUUCAUCAUAUUCAACAAUCUCCUCAUCAGUCAAACAUCAAUUACAUCUUUAUUUUAAAUACAUUGUAAUCCUGAAUCUCUUAAAUUAUAAUAGGAAAUGGUUAAGGAUUGGAACUCAGAGGGCCCUCAAAGAUACUCAUUUCCUCCAUAUGAUGAGAGUUCCACUCAAAGGACAAUGAAAACCUGGACCAGGACCCUUGGAUCCACCAAUGAGACCUGCCAACAUGAUGAAUUGUAGCCCAUACAAUUAUGGUGGCCCUCGUAUGGAUAAUGGUCCACAUCCACCACCGCCACAACAACAACAACAACAGUAACAACAACCUCCAUUCAUGAAUCCAGGCGAUAAUUACAUGAACAAUCAUCGAAUGCGAAUGCCAGGGGACAUGGGAAUGCCGAGGUAUAAUGCUCCCAUUAACGAUGGUUCUAUGCACCCACAAUUCAUUCCUCGAAUGGGAGGUUACCCACAAGUGAUGCCCGAUCAGGUGCCAUUUAACGGUGGCCCUUCACCUCAAGGUUAUUUCUGAGGUAAAAACGACAAAAGCGACAAAAGUUUCUUCCUCUUCGUAAAAUUGGUAAAAUCUGAUGAGACGUAAACACAAAUACAAACCAAUCAUUAAACUAAUUUGAUGUAGCCUACAUGUGAUAUAUUUGUCUUCUUUAACAUAAAACCUCGUCAUCUCUCAUCGAGGUGUAAAAUUGUCUUUACACUGAUGAAUAAAAAUAAUAAAUAAAAUGUCACCAUGAAAAUUCAAUGAGUUCAAUUAAAGGGAAAAAUGAAAUGUGACAGAA